AUGAAAAAAAAAGAAAGUGAAGUAUCUCAAAAGUUAUAUGCAUACUCUAGCAAGAAACCACUUAAAGUCAUAGGAAAAGUUAGAACAACAAUCAAGGUGUCAGACCGUGAAGAAACAAUGGACAUAUUUGUGGUAAAAGGUAAUAACCAAUCAUUACUAGGAUAUGAAACUUCAGUAAAGUUGGGACUCUUAAAAAUUGGGCUAAAUAUAAAUGAAAUAACGUCAAAAACUUUUCAAUACAAAAGUAAAUACCCAAAUCUGUUUAAUGGGAUUGGCAAGUUAAAAGGAAAACAAGUUCAACUGCACAUCAACGAAGUUAUCAAGCCAGUUGCACAACAACAUAGAAGGAUUCCAAUACAUUUGAGAAAGCAACUAAAAAAUGAACUACUAAGACUUGAAAAAUUAGACAUAAUUGAAAAAGUUGAUGGACCCCCUGGGUCUCCCCCAUAG
Aphis gossypii (cotton aphid) is the source of this 450-nucleotide messenger RNA. RefSeq lists its product as uncharacterized. The record is from RefSeq and is a predicted model, not a curated record. The coding region runs from base 1 to 450 and encodes 149 amino acids. The transcript has a single exon. NCBI's taxonomy places the organism in Eukaryota, Metazoa, Arthropoda, Insecta, Hemiptera, Aphididae.